CGGAUACAGUAGAAAGACCGGUGGACCAAGGAAAGCCCCGAUACUUGAGCGGCCUACCAAAAAUCCUUGACAUGAACAGUUUCCAUUCGGCAGCAGGUGUGAAAAUGAAAUAGAGAGACGGAAAAAAGGACGUCCCCAAUAUCCUGCGAUGCAGUUGGCCCUGCAUCAGUUUUCUCCGCAUGUCCCCCGGUCGGACCUCUAAUCAAUCAACGCUGUCAACACUCGGCAGUACUACAGGUGCACGUCAGCGGGUUAUUAAUGUCACCUUUCUGCUGUGGUAUUAAAGCGUUUCAGGGAAGUAAUGAGUGGAUUUGACUCCUCAGAUGAUGAAGAAAAUGAAGAAUUGGACUUGUCACCCUUCAUUGUUAACUGGUUAGACAUGUCGUGUGUUGGCUGUGCAGAGCAGCUGGGUAUAAGUGGUUUGCCAGGAUGUAGAUUCAAAGACACCUGGAGGAGCCUAGAGACUGAUAUAGUUACUCUGAAAGGCAUGGAGAUCACAGAAGUAUUUGUGCUGUGUACAAAAGGAGAACUGAACAAAUACAGGGUGCCCUAUUUGCUCCAUGAGUACACUGGUGCAGAUUUCAAUGUUCACCACCAUCCGUUCCCUGAUGGGCAGGCACCAUCAGUUGCCGGAAUGGUGAAAAUGCUGGAGGAAUUGAAAGUUAAUUUAAUGCAGGGAAGAAAGACACUUCUACAUUGUUUUGGUGGACUUGGCAGAUCCUGCGUAGUAGCAGCUUGUUUGUUAAUGUACAUGGAUGAAAGUUUAGACUCGGAAUCAGCAAUUCAGAGGUUGAGGCAGUUAAGAGGCCCAGGGGCAGUGCAGUCAGUGAAGCAAUACAAUUUUAUCCAUGAUUUUAGAAAAAAUUUGGAAGAGUACGAACAAGGAAAAGAAGAGGCAUCAAGAUCUGUAUCCCGAUGAGCAGCAGUGAUGUGUAGGCAAAAAUGUCACGUAAUUUGAAGUUUAAUGCUCACUGAAUUUACAUGCACAUUCUGUUCUACAAGGAAGAGACUGAUGGAUGGAAUAUUUGAUAGAAUUACACAUCCCGUUGACUUGGAUACAUGAUCAGAUGACAGUUACUUAACAUUUUUUUUGUUAAAAAGGUUGAUGCAUUUCUGUACUAGUGCAAUUGCUUUGAUCUCUGCUUCACAUGAUGAUGAAAUGAUUUUCACUUUUCUUUCAUGAAAAAAUACUCUUUGUGAUUGAUAAUUAGAAAAUAAGGAGUUAUAAAAAGAUUUUAAAAAAGUACAACUGGAAAAAGUCAUGAUUGUAAUUUGCAUGUUUUUUUGCUGGUACUUUUUUGUAAGUGCUUGCUUCUGAGAAUAUUUUCUUUAGAUGAGGAAGGUGAUUUUGUAAAUAAGCUGCUAUUUGUAUGUGUUAGACAUGGCAGGAUAAAUAUAUUUAUUUUUAGUUUCUAGUAAAAUAAUAUUUUGUAUUUAUUUAUAAGCAUCAUUGACCAAAACACUACUACAAUACAUAUUCUCUGACUAAAACAUUACAAGGUUUCAUGAGGUUUUAAAUAGGGAAUAAUAAUAAAAAAGAAAUUCAGAA
Molecule: messenger RNA, 1549 nt
Organism: Lingula anatina
Lineage: Eukaryota; Metazoa; Brachiopoda; Lingulata; Lingulida; Lingulidae
Product: cyclin-dependent kinase inhibitor 3
Biological process (GO): protein dephosphorylation
Molecular function (GO): protein tyrosine phosphatase activity
Source: RefSeq, a predicted model, not a curated record